Pocillopora verrucosa is the source of this 1164-nucleotide messenger RNA. The record is from RefSeq and is a predicted model, not a curated record. Lineage: Eukaryota; Metazoa; Cnidaria; Anthozoa; Scleractinia; Pocilloporidae.
UCUCAUGGCAUAAAGGUGUGGUGGAAGCCAGCAAGUUCAUAUUGAAUGGCUGAGGAAAGUACUGCAGUUGGGGCAGAGGCAGCCAGGGCCGCUCUUGAGGCAUCAGCGUCAAUCACUGGAGGGGCCCUCUCAGUCUCAUUGAAAAUUGACAGCCCCAUUGUGGCAGGAGUUGCCUUGGCAGCGGGUGCGGCGGUGACGUUGGGUGCAUUUUAUUUACGUUACAGGUGGAAAACAGAAAAUGCGAUUAGAAAUAGCCUAGAAAGAAUGAAUGCGAUUGGAGCAGCUGAUCCUGAGGUCACAAAUAUUGAAGAAGGUUCCAUCAUUGUGAAACUACGUUGCCAUACACCGCAGAGUGUACUACAAUUUGUGAAGGACUUUAAGGAGAAGAAAGUGAAGCGUCGAUUGGAAGAAGAGCUAAAAAAAAUUGGAUUUGACAAAGAGUUAGAAGUAACUAUCGUAAAUGGCCAAGAGGUAUUCCAGAGAGAACAAGAACUAAGGUCUUUACUUGAACCUCAAGAAGACGUAAAAGUAACUGUUGAGGAAGUUAGCCUAGGGGCAGGGAAGGCACCAGAAGACUGGUUGAAGAAGAUGAAAGAGGAGAUGAAGUGGCUAGAAGAGCCUAAGAAGAUAGAGGAAGACCCUCCAAAGUCGAUGGAAGAGAGAGAAAAGUGGUUUAAAGAGGGAGCGAAGUGGUUGAAAGAGAGAGAGAAGAGAGAGAGAGAAGUGGUUGAAAGUGAGAGAGAAGAGGUCGGAAGAGAGAGAGAAGUGGUUGGAAGAGAAGUGGUUGGAAGAGAGAGAGAAGUGGUUGGAAGAGAAGUGGUUGGAAGAGAGAGAGAAGUGGUUGGAAGAGACGUGGUUGGAAGUGAGAGAGAAGUGGUUGGAAGAGAGAGAGAAGAGGUUGGAAGAGACAGAGAGGAGGAAGCUAGAGACAGAGAGGAGGAAGCUAGAAACUUUAAAGUUGAUGCCAGAGGAAGUGUGGAGUUUGCCAGAGGGAGCGAAGUGGUUGAAAGAGAGAGAGAAGAGGUUGAAAGACCCUUCAAAGUUGAUCCCAGAGGCAGAGAGGAGGAGGCUAGAGACAGAGAUGAGGAAGCUAGGGAGAGAGGAGAGGUUGCAAGGGGCAGGGAAGACACCAGAAGCGCAUUCUAUGCACUUAAACUGAUUUAA